AGACAUAAAAAAAAAAAAAAAAAAAAAAUACCGAUUGAAGAUGCACCUCCUCGAUCUACCACUCGAGGUAGUUCGGGCGAUUCUCGAGGAAGCUGUCAAGCUCACUUCCCAUCCCUACGACCUGGUUUACCUUCGACUCGUCAAUAGUAAGAUACAUCGACCAUACACCGUGUUGCGGACACUAACCUAAGCCUAGAGUUCUUUGCCAAAGAGGCUAUCGUCGCGAUGCACUCCACGCGCCUUUACAAUGAACGCCACGUGCGCCAUGACCCGUACCACAUUCAAGAAAAAGCACUAGCUCGAGACCACAUGGACGACUACUCCUUUCAAGCAAUACGGCAUGUUCUCGACCGGGUAAUGGGGUAUUUCGAAAUCUAUUCCACAGAGGGAGACGGCAACCAACGGCAGAAGCAGCUGCAAGAAGUCUCGCUGGUUAUCUCGCAUGCAGCAGCAGCAUGCGGUAGUUGGAAAUGGUCAAGCAGCAAUCGCGCGGAAUAUGAUGCACCGGAGCAUCUUCUCUCUGCCGCGGCGUCUGUCGGGAACCUAUCGCUUGUCGAGCACCUCUUGGAACAAGAACCGGACAGUUUCGAUGUGAGCAAGGAAAGUGACGUGCUUGGAACAUCCUUACGGAAUGCCUCCCGCAAUGGUCACUUGAAAGUUGUUCGACUCCUCCUGAGCAAAGGUGCUGAUUGGGAAGCCGGUCGCAGAUACCGAGAUGCAGAAGAGGAGUGGUACACUUAUAAUUAUGGUAAGAUCUGGAAGCUCCAGCAAGAGUUUUUUUUGUCAGCAUCGAGAGACCAUACACCCCAACUGCCCUUGGAGCAGCGGCGUUUGAAGGGCACGAGCGGAUAGUGCGGCUACUAUUGCAACAGCCCAGUCACCAUAACUGGAGGUCAUCCUAUAGCCACCUUCGAGCAAUAACAUUGGCCGCCAUGCGUGGUAGUACUGACUUUGUGAGGCUGUUGGAUAAAGAGAUCGGCGAGUUUUCUCCGCCAGUAUUGAAGGAUUUGUGGAACCAUACGUUGC
Messenger RNA from Aspergillus glaucus CBS 516.65, 1026 nucleotides. RefSeq lists its product as uncharacterized. The transcript has a single exon. Gene Ontology annotation, molecular function: protein binding. The record is from RefSeq and is a predicted model, not a curated record. NCBI's taxonomy places the organism in Eukaryota, Fungi, Ascomycota, Eurotiomycetes, Eurotiales, Aspergillaceae. The coding region runs from base 226 to 852 and encodes 208 amino acids.